This is a messenger RNA of Lodderomyces jiufengensis, 1794 nucleotides long. RefSeq lists its product as uncharacterized. The coding region runs from base 1 to 1794 and encodes 597 amino acids. The record is from RefSeq and is a predicted model, not a curated record. The transcript has a single exon. Lineage: Eukaryota; Fungi; Ascomycota; Pichiomycetes; Serinales; Debaryomycetaceae.
AUGAAUGGGUAUAAUAUAAACAAUGGCUAUCCACUAAAUGAUAAUAAUUCUCCAUCAAUUCCACAAAUCAACAUUGCCAAUCUGAAUAAUAAUAAUAAUAAUUCAAAUUAUACCCAUAAUAACCAAAAUAACAAUUCACGACUAAAUUUUAAUAGUAUCAAACAUUUAUAUACGGAUCAAAAUAAAUUAGUUCAUAGUGAUAAUAAUAGUUAUGAAAAUCUAUCACCUCCUUAUCGUCGACCUUCAAUGUCUGUUGAUUCAAUACCUUAUGAUGAUUCACCCCAAGAUGAUUCAAGUAUUCCAUUAAGUUUAACUGCUCAAGAACUCACAUUACAAGAAUCAAAAACUUAUAUGAGAUGGUAUAGUGAUAUUUUAGCAAGAACAAAUAAUCGAACUAUUUCAAUUAAUGACGUUUUUAAUUUUUUAAUAAAUUUUAAAAUUACAGAUGAUUGUAGAAAUCAAAUAAAUCAAAUUUUUAAUAAAAUAAGUUAUAGUGUUAAUAUUGGAGAAUUUUUUGCUUUAUUAAGAGUUAUAAGUCAUACAUUAAAAGGUGAAACUCCACUGAGAAAAUUAAUUAAAGUGGUUGCACCAGUACCUACACCACCUUCAAUAUUAUCAAAAAAGAGAUUAAAUGAUGAAGAAGAAGACACAACAGAAGAACAAACCCCAAACACAUUAGACGAUAAUAAACCAAUGGCACCAUUAGAUAUAGAUAGUUUUACUCAAUUUUUAUUAACUGGAGAAAGACCAGAUUCAAACUCCAACGUAACAACAUCAAAAAUUAGAAAAUCAAAAAAAGUUAAAUUUUCAGAUCAAAUAAAUAUUCAUGAUUCUUCACAAAAUUAUAUAUCACCUAUACAUUCACCAUUACCAACAUUAGAAAAUCAAUUAGAUUAUUCAUUACCAAUGGAUCAAUUAUUAAUACAAAUGGCAAAUAAACAACCACAAAAAGAACAAGAAGAAGAAAAAGAAGAAUUAAAAGAUAUGGAAUCUCAAAUUAAUCAUUUUCAUAAUUUAAAUACUGUUGAUACUAUUUCAGUAGAUGGUACUCCAAGACAACCACAAUCUUUAGAAAAUGAUAAUGAUAAUAAUAAUAAUAAUGAUAAUCAAUUAUUAAAACCAAAUAUGACUGGUCCUGCACAAAUGUCAAAAUUUAUAUCAUCUUUAAAUUCAGAACAACCUUCGUACCAAAAUGAUAACUUAACUCCAUUAAGACCAAAUGUAACUGGACCAGCAGAUAUGGCAAGAUUAUUCGCACCAAACCAACAACAACAACAAAAUCACCAGCAAUCACCACCACAUCAACAACAAAAUCAAAAUCAACAGUAUAAUCUACAACAAUCAUCAUCACAACAACAACAACAACAACAACAAGAACAACAAACAAGUCCUAAAAUCUCACUACUGGCAUUCUCAUCCCAAAUGACUGGUCAAACAAUGGAAAAUACUUUACAAAAUGGUAAACCACCAGUACCUCGUCAUAGAUCAUAUUCAUCACCAACACCAAAUAAAAAUGCCCCACCACCUCCACCACCACGAAGAAGAAACAUUUCAAACACUAAUCAAAGAUCAAUAUCUCCAUUACCACAACAACAACAAAAUUCACCAUCACCAUUGCGAUACAAUGCAUAUAAUAAUCAACAACAAUUUCUGCCUCAACCUCCUGCAUUACCUCCUAAGAUUCCCAACGACGUUUAUUCGGGGAAUAAUGACUCUACUACUAAUAUCUUGGAUGAUCUUAAGGCGUUACAAGAAGAAGUUGAUAAGAUUAGAAAUUUAACUGGUGGGUUUUAG